CCUUGUAUCUUAAGAAGCCCAUUUCAGCAACUGUAACUAAGUUUUUGGUCGGUGGGUUUUCUUAGAAUUUGAAGUUAAUUUGUUCAGGAUGAGAGUUUUGUGAGUUAUUUGUGUAUUUCUUUUUGGGGUGUUUGAGUUUUUCAGUUGAUGAUAUGACAAUGUUGCCUGUUUGUUCUGCAACUCCAAGCUGUUCUUCUCAUUCUCAGAUUUCAGCCCAUGGAGGGUUGCGCCCCUUUUCCUCAUUCCAGAAGGAAAUUGAGGCCAGAUGUCUGCUCGAAUAUCGGGUCUUAGGAUUGUCAAAUGGAGUGAAUUUGCAAAGAGAUUUCUUCAGAACACAUGCCGCAAAGUCUUCCUAUUCUAAUUUUGUGAAGGGCACAGAAAAAUUGGUCUCCGCUAAUUUUAUUGCUGAAAAUUCCUGCCAAAAUGAGUCAGACUAUCUUAAAUGCAAGCAUUCCUAUGCGUGGAGCUCUUCAACAGGAGAUGAAUAUAAAAGUCAUCCAACGGGAAGCGUUGAACUGAAGUAUGUUGAAAACUUGGACCUAUCUGCCACAGAUAAUGGAGUGGUGGAUCUUACUGACAAUUUGAAUGAAAAUGCUAAUGUUUUGUCUGGCUAUGUACAACCUGAAACCAUUACAUCUGUUGAUUUAAUGCCAGAAUCAUCCACCUCGGCGGCUCCAUCUGUCUCCCUAGAUGUGGAUGGUGAUUCGUUGUCUGGUGCAAAAUCUAGUUUCGAGGAGUUUACAGCUGGGGUUAGUAGUACUUUUAAUGAUUCAAUCAGCAAAGGAGAAAAUGCUGUGAAUAGUUCACUUGAGACAGUCAAUUCAUCAAUAUCAUCUAUCAUUAGAAGCGCUAAUGAUGCAGUGGAUGGUGCUGUUGGUAAAGUGUUUUCAACUUUCGAUAAAACCGGAGAAUUAGCUGGUAAUAAAGUGACAAAUUUUUCAAGUGACCUGAAGGAAACCACAAGCAAAGCAGCUGUUAUUGCUGUUGAUUUGUUGAGACGUACAAUUGUUGCCGUGGAGGAUUCUUUAACAAAUGGCACUUCCUUUGUUAUUUAUUCUUAUCAGUCUGCCAAAGAAUCGCUUCCUCCUGAGAUUAGGGAUGCACUUAAUUUGUCUGAAGAGAAAGCAAAUCAAAUUCUUGGUCCUGCUAAGAUUGCUUUUCAGAAGGUUUAUAUUGCUAUUGAGGGGUUAGAGAAAGGUCUUGGCUUGGACCCAAAUGAUCCAAUCGUUCCAUUUGUCCUUUUUCUUGGCACCUCUGCAACGUUAUGGGUCUUCUAUUGGGUGUUGACAUAUAGCGGUUAUGCGGGAGAUUUGUCUCCUCAAUUAACUUUGGAGAUCUUGACAGGGAAGGAGAAUGCUGUACUCAUUGAUAUCCGGCCUGAGGUUUUGAGAGAACGAGAUGGCAUUCCAGAUCUCCGACGAUCAGCUCGGUAUCGCUAUGCAAGUAUAACUAUUCCUGAGGUUAAUGGGUCUCAACGCAAGUUGUUCAAGAAUGGACGAGACCUUGAAGACACCUUGACUGCUGCUGUUAUUCGGAACUUGAAGAUUGUCCAGGACAGAUCCAAGGUUAUAGUUCUUGAUGCUGAAGGUUCUCGUUCUAAAGGAAUUGCAAGAUCCUUGAGAAAGCUUGGGGUUAAGCAAUCUUACUUGGUUCAAGGCGGCUUCCGGUCUUGGGUGAAAGAGGGUCUUCGUGUUAAGGGACUCAAACCUGAGACGGCGCUUACCAUACUCAACGAGGAUGCAGAAGCAAUCCUGGAGGAUAUUAAAACUUCUCCAAUACAAGUUCUUGGGUAUGGCGUGGGUUUGAUCGCGGCGUCGUAUGCAGUAUUAGAAUGGGAGAAAACACUCCAAUUCAUUGGCGUUAUUGGCCUUGGUCAGACCGUAUUCCGGCGUGUUGCUUCUUAUGAGCGCGCUGACGAUUUCAAACAAGAUGUGAGGCUAUUGCUUGCUCCUGCUAGAAUUGGAGCUCAGGCAUUCUCAUGGGCAGCCGGAAAAUUGGAGUCGAACCGUGUUGGAAUUCCGACAUCUCCAUCAUCCUCAGAUGUCCAAAACCGGGUUCUCCAGGCAGCUGCAAAGCACGAAUCUCAACCAUCUGAUGCUGAAGGUUUAGCUGAUCAAUCUCCCGAGUCAACGAUUUCUGUAAGCGAGAAUGUAGAUCUCUCUGAAGCGUAGAGCUUCAGUUUUUCUUGCUGCGGUAUCACUUCAACUGUGAGCCUAAUAUUCUGACUUGAGAACACAAAUUACCCUUGUUACUGUACAAUAAGCAGUCAUUCACAAAUUACUCCCCUUCUUUUUCUUUUGUUUAUGCAAAGUACGACUGUUAUGUACCUUUUUUCUUCAAAUAAAUAACCCAAGUUUUGUACAUUUUCGUUA
Messenger RNA from Morus notabilis, 2372 nucleotides. RefSeq lists its product as uncharacterized. Lineage: Eukaryota; Viridiplantae; Streptophyta; Magnoliopsida; Rosales; Moraceae. The transcript has 13 exons. The coding region runs from base 153 to 2171 and encodes 672 amino acids. The record is from RefSeq and is a predicted model, not a curated record. Gene Ontology annotation, biological process: de-etiolation; regulation of stomatal closure; cellular response to calcium ion.